This is a messenger RNA of Dipodomys ordii (Ord's kangaroo rat), 3498 nucleotides long. It is a transcript of the gene Tmem8b, whose product is annotated as transmembrane protein 8B. Lineage: Eukaryota; Metazoa; Chordata; Mammalia; Rodentia; Heteromyidae. The coding region runs from base 75 to 2927 and encodes 950 amino acids. Gene Ontology annotation, cellular component: plasma membrane. The record is from RefSeq and is a predicted model, not a curated record. The transcript has 13 exons.
UGGGGAGCGGAGCCGCGAGUCAGCUCAGCGAGCGCCCCUCGCUGGCCUGUCCGGCCCCGCCCCCGCCCCGGGCCAUGGCCCAGCCCUUGUCCCGGCCCCUCGUCCUAUCCCUUUCCCAGCGUUGGCCUCCGGCCCCGCCCUCGUCCCUCUUCCUAAAUUGGCCUCAGCCCCAGCCUGGGCCCCAGGGAAUGCCAACGUCCAGGGCCCAAUCCAGCCCCCCCCUCAGGUCCCAGUCCCUAGCCCAGACUUGGCCCCUAGCCUCGCCUCGGCCCUCGUUCCACUCCCUGUCGCAAAUCCCAGUCCACUCUCGGUCCCCACCCCAUUCUCAGCGGUUGCCUAAGCCCCUGCCCCAGUGCCGGCCCUUACUUGAGUCGUUGUCCCAGCCCCUGCCUCCAUCACACUCCCUGCCCUUGUUUAAGCCUGAGUACUCAGGCCAACCCUACUCAUCGUCUCAACCUUUGCCCUCAUCUCUGUGUUUACCCAAGUCUUUCCCACUGGCCCCCCGCCUCUCUCAUACUCUACCCCUCUCCCAGCCUCGACUCAGGUCUGGGCUCCAGCUGCCAUCAGUCCUAUUGCUGCUGUUGCUGUUCUCUGUCCUUGGCCCCGGGGCUGGAGGCCUUUUCCUGACGGAUUACUCCACCUGCUCACCUCGAAAGCUGAGUCCUUUCCGCUCAUUUGCCAGCACUGAACUCUUCCACUUCCAUGUUCCAGAGGACACGUUCCUGGCGGUUUGGAACCUCAUCAUCUUCAAGGAGCAGGGGGGGACCUUUGGGGACCACUGCCCAGACCAAAGUGUGACUGUGUAUUUCCGGUCAGGGGCACCCCCUGUCAUCAAUCCCCUGCACACACACUUCCCAGGGGACACAGCUGUGCCCGGGGUUUUCUCACUGACCCUCAGCUGGACGCUGCCCAACCGCACCUCAGGCAUCUUUAAUGUCAGCAGCCCUUUACCUGGGGACUGGUUCUUGGCUGCCCACCUUCCCCAGGCCCAUGGCCACAUCUCUGUCAAGGGUCUCCAGGAUGAAUGUCAGUACCUUCUUCAGCCACAACUGAUCAUCAGGCGUUUGCUGGAUGUUGCUGUGUUGGUUCCUGGCCGUCCCUCAGAGCAAACCCUUUCUCUCCACAAUCACUCAGCCCUGUACAAGGUCUUUGUGCCCAGCUUUACUUACAGGGUUUCAGCACAGCUGGUGUGUGUGGGGAGCCGAGCGGUGUCUACCUGCCCCCUGACAUUGCGCCUACGUCCCAAGGCCCCACCCCUGCACAACUCAAGCUCUGUGGCCUGUGGAGGUGCCUCAGUAUGCCAGCUGGAGCUAGCACUGCCUCCCUGGGGACACUGGGUCUAUGUGCGUGUGGAGACACCAUCCCGUGGCCCCAGUAGGACUGUCCGCUUCCAGCUGGUUGUGCGGUUGCAAGAGUGCCCACAGCCCAGCCUAUCCCGAGCCCUGGUCCCUGGAGCUGCCAUGAACAUGCCUCAGUCCCUGGGCAACCAGCAACUGCCUCCCGAGCUACCAUCCCUGGGGACCCCAGUAGAGGGACCUGGGACCACAUCUCCACCUGAACACUGUUGGCCUGUGCGCCCGACUCUACGCAAUGAGCUAGAUACCUUCUCUGUCCACUUCUACAUCUUCUUUGGGCCCAGUGUGGCCCUUCCACCUGAGCGCCCAGCUGUGUUUGCCCUGCGGCUGUUGCCAGUGCUCGACAGUGGAGGUGUCCUCAGCCUGGAGCUCCAGCUCAAUGUGAGUUCCCUGCACCAAGAAAAUGUGACAGUGUUUGGAUGCUUGACCCACGAGGUGCCCUUGAGUCUGGGUGAUGCUGCGGUGACCUGUUCCAAAGAGUCUCUAGCCGGCUUCUUGCUAUCCGUCAGUGCCACCUCCAGAGUGGCCAGGCUUCGAAUCCCAUUCCCACAGACAGGGACUUGGUUCCUGACCCUCCGCUCUCUGUGUGGGGUGGGGCCUCGGUUUGUGCGGUGCCGCAAUGCAACGGCUGAAGUGCGGCUGCGCACCUUCCUGUCACCGUGCGUGGACGACUGUGGGCCUUAUGGCCAGUGCAAGCUGCUGCGCACGCACAACUACCUGUAUGCGGCCUGCGAAUGCAAGGCUGGGUGGCGGGGCUGGGGCUGCACCGACAGUGCCGAUGCACUCACCUAUGGAUUCCAGCUGCUGUCCACGCUCUUGCUCUGCCUCAGCAACCUCAUGUUCUUGCCACCCGUGGUCCUGGCCAUUCGGAGCCGAUAUGUGCUAGAAGCUGCUGUCUACACCUUCACUAUGUUCUUCUCCACGUUCUAUCAUGCCUGUGACCAGCCAGGCAUCGUGGUUUUCUGCAUCAUGGACUAUGACGUGCUGCAGUUCUGUGAUUUUCUGGGCUCCUUAAUGUCCGUGUGGGUCACUGUCAUCGCCAUGGCUCGUUUACAGCCUGUGGUCAAGCAGCCCCUGGAGUCCUCUUUCCCUAGGUGCUGUAUCUGCUGGGGGCUAUGCUGCUGUCCAUGGCUCUGCAGCUUGACCGACAUGGACUCUGGAACCUUCUUGGACCCAGUCUCUUCGCCCUGGGGAUCUUGGCCACAGCCUGGACAGUACGUAGUGUGCGUCGUCGUCAUUGCUACCCACCCACGUGGCGCCGCUGGCUCUUCUACCUGUGUCCAGGAAGCCUUAUCGCAGGCAGCGCUGUCCUACUCUAUGCUUUUGUGGAAACCCGGGACAACUACUUCUACAUUCAUAGCAUUUGGCAUAUGCUCAUCGCCGGCAGUGUGGGCUUCUUGCUGCCUCCUCGUGCCAAGACUGACCGUCGGGUCCCAUCUGGAGCCCGGGCCCGGGGCUGUGGUUACCAGCUGUGCAUCAAUGAGCAAGAGGAGUUGGGCCUUGUGGGCCCUGGUGGGGCCACUGUCAGCAGCAUCUGUGCUAGCUGAGAGGGGCUUUGGGCCAGGCUCCUAGGGGAUAUGAACCCUUCCUAGGGUUCUUCCUAGGGCCAUGGAGCCCACUUGGGGAUGAGAGAUAAGCUGCAUUCCUCUCAACAUGGAGUCUUUCUCAAGAACAUUGAAUUCUUUCAGGGACCUGGAGGCCUUCCCAGGACACGGGGGCUUCUGGAGGGCCUGGAGUCCUCCUGAGUCCAUGGAGUCCUUUCUUAAGGACUGGAGCUAUGCAGGGCACAGAGCCUACUCAGGACAAAGGAAUCCCUCCUAGGGAUGUGGAGCCCUUCCCAGCAAUCUGGAGGCCUCCUACAGACAUGAAUUGUUUCUCAUGGAGUCCAUCUUGGGGGAAACUGAGUCUCUAGAUUUUUGUGAGAGACUCAGUAACUCUGGCUUCAGAUUUCCUUCCCAGAGGCAGUGUGUGUGUGGGCUGGGCUGGGCUGGACUUGGAAAGGGGUGUUGCAGGACAGAUGGAGCUGGGGCAGGGUUGAUGGUGGGACAGGGAUGUAGGUGGAAUCUGAUUUGUCUCCAAUGAAGUAUAUGUUGGUUCUAUGCUGCAUUUUCUUUCUUUCUGAGGCUUGGGGUGGGAGGAGGGA